GUUCAACUCAGUCUGGCUUCAAGGUUCCUUCUUCAACAACUCCGCUCUCUCACCAACUACCACUACCAACACAUCCACCACCUCCUACUAUCACGCUCCGCCAUCGCCAUCGCUCAAUCCAUUACUUGCCUCUCUGACGUUCCUUACAGUCUCAACGUCUGCAUCAUGCCAUAGUCCUUCUUCGCUUCUUCACCACAUCAUGCCUUCCAAUACCAAACCUGAUCCCUUGACCGGCGACACCACCGAAUCUGCUGGCGAAGUUGCACAACCCUCGACAGCCGUCAAUCGAAAAAAGGCAAAGCGAAGGGCCAAAGAGGCGGCAAAGCGGCAACAGAGUUCUUCGCACCCCGUCCAACAUCAAAACCCUCCGCCUGCUCCCACUACCAACCCUGCCACUGCCAAUGGCUCCCUAACCCCUCCAAAACAAGGUCGCCCUCCGGCCAAGGGCUAUUUCACAGAGGAUACUGAUCUAGUAGACCCUGCCAGCCCCGAAGACGCCUUCUUCUCUGGCGACGACGACCCUAAUUACGCCCAAAACAGUCAUGGCCUGCCCGACAGUUCCUGGCUCAACACCACAAAGCGCAAGAAAUCCAAGUCGACUCCCACCUCUAGAUCCUCCACUGCUCUUCCCAAACCUCAGAUUCCUCCCCUCUCCAAUGCCGCCAUCCGCGCCUCACACAAACUAUCCAGCGAUCAGAUUUGGAACACCUCCACUCAGGCCGAAAGAGAAAAUAUCAAACAAUUCUGGUUGGAGCUUGGCGAGGAUGAACGCCGGUCUCUAGUAAAGGUCGAGAAGGAGGCCGUCUUGCGGAAAAUGAAAGAACAGCAGAAGCAUUCUUGUUCCUGUUCUGUCUGUGGACGGAAGCGUACCGCCAUCGAAGAGGAACUCGAAGUUCUCUACGACGCCUACUACGAAGAACUCGAACAGUUUGCCAACCACAAUGGCGAUAUCUCCCAGGCCCCGCAGCUUAUGGCUCCCCCGAGACCAGCUUUCAGCCGUAUUUCCCAGCCCAUGGCUGGUACAUAUCCUUCUAGAGGCCGUGUUCACGAAAUCGAACAGGACGAAGAUGACCUGGACGAUGAGGACGACGACUAUGAUGAUGACGACGACGAACCAUAUAGUGAAGACGACGCCGACUUUCAUCAUGGCCUUCCCCCCGGCCCACCUGAUUUUUUCCAGUUUGGCAACAGCCUUACUGUCAAAGAUGGCAUCCUUACUGUGGCCGACGAUUUGCUCAAGAAUGACGGUAAACAUUUUAUCGACAUGAUGGAACAGCUGGCCGAGCGGCGUAUGCAACGUGAGGAUCAUCUUCGUUAUCAUUCGCAGGCUUUCACUCAUCAUGAUCAUCAAGGUCACAAUCAUCCUCCGUUAGACGACGACGAUGAUUUUGAUGACGAAGAGGACGAAGAAGAUUAUGAUAGCCAAGAGGACGACUUCGAAGGCGAUGAAAUGGACUCCAUGACCGAAGAACAGCGCAUGGAAGAAGGCCGUCGAAUGUUUCAAAUCUUUGCCGCUCGUAUGUUCGAGCAACGUGUCUUGACUGCUUAUCGAGAAAAAGUAGCCGCAGAACGUCAGCGAAAGUUGCUCGAGGAGCUCGAUGAAGAAAGCCGCCUCGAUUCACAGCGCCAAGACAAGAAAGCCCGAGAAGCUGCCAAGCGCAAGGAGAAGAAGCGCCUGCAGAAACUGGCAAAGGAAGAAGAAAAAUCCAAAAAGGACGCUGAGAGAGCUGCUCAAGAACAAGCACUUCGAGAUGCUGAAGAGAAAAAGUUGCAAGAGCAGCGCCAACGCAAAGAGGAACAACGUAAAAAGCGCGAAGCCGAGAAGAAGGCCGCUGAAGAAGACCGUCUUCGCAAGGAGGCCGAAAAACAGCGUCGACAACAGGAGCAGCGUGAACGCCAAGCCGAAGCGGAGAGAAAACAGCGCGAGGCUAAGGAACGUGAACGCUUAAAACGUGAUGAAGCUAAGAAGAAGGAACGUGAGCUUCGAGAGCAAAAGGAAAAGGAGGCUCGUGAACGGAAAGCCAAGGAAGAAAAGGAUAAGAAGGCAAAGGAGAACCAGCUUCGCAAGGAGAGGGAGUCGAAUCAAAAGAACGACAAGGAUUCCAGACAUCCCUCCAGUCAUCAGCCCCCUCCGAGAAAUCAGCCUGUGGCCUUGCCGCCGGGUCUCAUCCCACAGCCUAAAUCUUCCAGCACGCAGUCACCUUUAUCGCAGGUUGCGACUCCCAUUGUGCCCCCAAAGACCAUCACUCCAGCAGCACGGAACCGACAGACCUCACAGCCAGCGCAGCAAUCUCACGGAUCGUCUCCUAGGUCUCAAAAAGCAAAUACAGAAACUCCUGCCAGUUCAGCCUCACCAGCGACCGUCGCCAUGCCACAGACCCCUGGGCCUCCGCAGCCGCUCAAGACUCAUAGCCAUCCACUCGUACUGCAUCACCCACAGCCUUCCGCUCCACGGUCUCCCCUCAAUAACCAGGGCCGUGGUCAGCAGUUUCCUUUCAACUCCAUGAAUGGCCUGCCUGGAUUGGGUGUCAGUGGGCCACCAAUGGGCGGCAAUGGGUUACCAAAUAUGAUGCCCCCCAUGCCCAUGUACCAGGGGCCCCCAAUGCCAAAUCACCAGAGAUUUGCUCCAAAUGGGAUGCAGUAUCCUCCGGGAUUUCCACGCCCGUUCCCCGGACAUCAAGUACCCUUUGUACCACAACCUAAUCAGGGGCCUAUGCCUACUCCACCUAACGUCUCGCAACCUGCCUCACAUUCUCGACAGCCUUCUGGCGACGCUUCGUCUCAGCCAGCUCCAAUCGCCCGACCAGGUCCCAUCGCCCGACCAUCGAGUACGACGCCCGACAAGCAGAAGCUGCACAGACCAUCGGCCGACGCAGAGGUGGACCAACUGACCACCCAACUUGGUAGCAAAGCCUUGUUGGAUGAUUCGGACGAUUCGUUCUUAGGAAAUGGUCUCGAGCCUCGAAUGGGACAGCCACCUCUCGGCCCGCCGGGCUCUUCAAGGCUCCCGUUUGCCAGCUUUUCAGACCACAAGCAGGAUGCAUUUGGCAGUCUAGGAAGUCCCGGUUGGGCUGGGUUUACGCCAGGAAUGCCACCGAAUACAGCGAACUGGGGACCUCCACCAAACCAGCGACCCGGUGCUACGUGGUCGCAACCUCCGUUCGGAGCUAUUGGUGGUGCCCCACAAGCCCUACCCAGACCUCACCUGCCUCGACCUAUCUUAUUGCGGCUCAACCUUGUGCAGGCUUGCCGACAGCUGUCCUCGGCUCCAGGAGCACCCUCGUCAGGAUUCCAUCCGGUCCAAAGUGUGUUGCGGCAACUGAAUGCGAACCUGCUCAAAGACCCGAACGAGGUACCUGUAUCAAUGGAAGAUAUGCUGCUCUACUGUGACACCGAAGGAAACACGCAGAACGGAGGCGGCUCUUUUGACGUUGUUGUGGAUCCCUCACGAGGACAAGCGGUUCGAUUUGUGGAAGAUGCGGCCAAUCAAGUGGGAUCAAGGAAUAGCGUAGGGGACAUUGGAAGUCCCAUGUCACGUUUCUGACCGUCCUGAGUCGAGAGUGACUCGAGAAUGCGGCGCGGCCCAAAUGACAUUGAGUUAUCAAGCAUGGGUAGGGGGGAGUGCUGCAAGAUUCGAAGUGGCAUGGUUCGACCAGGUCAGUCAUCGAUCAUGAGGAACAUGUCACUGGUGGUUUCAUUCGUGGUACUUGAGUCGCAGGUGGCCUGAUCUCGUCGGCGGUUUGCCGAGGGACGUUACAAGUAUCCUGUUCAGUGGUAUCGAGGCCUUCAUGAGCAUGGAAAAAUUUCCACUUCAAUAUGAUUUCCACCUCGCAUCUCGGUAUGAGCAGAUUCUGUCCUUUCUCAGAACCGCGAAGCCGCUAGGUGUCCAACAUUAGUUUCCAACCUGGUAGGCUAGAAAGC
This is a messenger RNA of Exophiala mesophila, 3921 nucleotides long. RefSeq lists its product as uncharacterized. Bases 200 to 3544 code for a protein of 1114 amino acids. NCBI's taxonomy places the organism in Eukaryota, Fungi, Ascomycota, Eurotiomycetes, Chaetothyriales, Herpotrichiellaceae. The transcript is spliced from 3 exons. The record is from RefSeq and is a predicted model, not a curated record.